This is a messenger RNA of Durusdinium trenchii, 219 nucleotides long. Lineage: Eukaryota; Dinophyceae; Suessiales; Symbiodiniaceae. The record is from the annotation of a GenBank genome assembly.
AUGCUCUCCUUGAUCGCCAUCCCACGCUUCCAGCUUCGCUUGAAGGUAUGGGACUUCGGGAAUUCCUUCCAGGAGAAGUUCGAUCACAUUGCAAACGAUGUGAAGGGAGUAUCUCGAGGGUGUGACUGCUUGCUUACAUCGAUGCGCAUGAGGCAUUUGCUUGGUGUAGCCUUGCACGCUGGAAACUUCCUCAAUGGAGGAACACCGUGGGGAGCUUAG